UCUCCUCUGCAACUUUCUCAUCCUCCUCCCCAUCACCACACUGUUUACAUACAUUACAUAACCAUUUUUUCCAUAUAUUAUAUAUACAUCCGAAUUCAUUUACACAUUGGAAAUCAUACAUAUUCAUCCAAUCCAUAUGGGCCGUCAUGGAUCGUAAGGAAGAGCAAGAACCGGUCACCGUCGUGGAACCCGGCUCGAACAAGGGCAAAAUCGUCCCGAACGAUGAAGGCGUUGACAUGAAGGCGAAGAAGGUGAAACGACGGAGGCUGGUGUCGUUUUGGGAGCUGCCGGAGUACAUGAAGGACAACGAGUACAUCCUGAGUUAUUACAGGGCAGAUUGGUCUCUCGCAGACGCUUUCUUCAGUGUUUUUCGUCUGCACAAUGAGACACUCAACGUCUGGACGCAUUUGGUUGGGUUUAUCUUGUUUUUGGGGUUAACAAUCGGCAACAUUUCUUACCACAACAAACACCUCCCCUUGGACGAGGCGAAAAAGGCGACGAGAUGGCCGUUCUACGUGUUCUUGAGCGGAUCGAUGUUCUGUCUGAUGGCAAGUAGCGUAUGCCAUCUCUUCUGCUGCCACUCCAAGAAUCUAAACGUCGUCCUCCUCCGCAUCGAUUACACGGGAAUCGCCGUCAUGAUUAUCACUUCCUUCUUCCCGCCGAUGUUCUACAUCUUCCAAUGCACACCUCACUGGUACUUCAUCUAUCUCGGAGUCAUCACCGCCUUUGGAGUCUUCGCAAUCUUCACCCUCUUCACUCCCUCCCUUUCCUCGCCCAAAUACAGAGCCUUCCGGGCCAUUCUCUUCGUUUCCAUGGGCCUUUUCGGGAUAAUUCCGGCUGUCCACGCGGCCAUGGUGAACUGGAGCAACCCGAAGAGGAACAUUACGCUCGGGUACGAGGUCUCGAUGGCGGUGUUUUACCUGGUCGGGACGGGGUUCUACGUGAGUAGAGUGCCUGAGAAGUGGAAGCCUGGAGGGUUUGAUCUGUUCGGACACAGCCAUCAGAUCUUUCAUGUGUUUGUGGUGUUUGGUGCUUUGGCUCACUACGGAGCGACUCUCCUGUUCUUGGACUGGCGUGACCAUGUUUCCUGUCAUGAUUGACUGUUGUCCGAAGAAAAUUUGAUUUUUUUUUUGUAUUUGAUCUUUGAAUUGUUGCGAGGAAAUUAUAAAUGUGUUUCUUUGAAUGGAACUGAACUAAAUCGAACCCAACAAAGACUUUGGUUCUUGUCUU
Messenger RNA from Tarenaya hassleriana, 1230 nucleotides. Its product is annotated as heptahelical transmembrane protein 1. NCBI's taxonomy places the organism in Eukaryota, Viridiplantae, Streptophyta, Magnoliopsida, Brassicales, Cleomaceae. Gene Ontology annotation, biological process: response to hormone. Gene Ontology annotation, cellular component: membrane. The coding region runs from base 147 to 1100 and encodes 317 amino acids. The transcript has 3 exons. Gene Ontology annotation, molecular function: signaling receptor activity. The record is from RefSeq and is a predicted model, not a curated record.